UAAAGAAGCGGCUUUUUCUGCGGUAGAUUGUUUUAGUAUUCCACUGCGUGUACAGUUUUGACUCUGUACAACUAUUGAGAAGAUGGAGCACGCCUCUGAAGACGCGCCUCUGGCCGCGGACAGUCGUGCGGGCAGUGAACAGGUCCUGGUGAUGCCCAGUUCACCCACAAGAGGCUCAAACAGCCAUGCUCUGAAGGUCGCGGGCAUCACCGCUUUGGUCUGUCUGCUGGUGUCUGCUCAGGUCUUCACCGCAUACCUGGUGUUUGACCAGAAGCAGCAGAUACAGGGGCUGCAGACCAACAACCAGAAGAUGGAGAGGCAGAUGACUCUGCGCUCACGAGGGACUCCACAGAAGAUCAUGAUGCCUGCUGACAGUCUGCCUCUUCUGGACUUUUCCAGUGAUGAAAUGACCCCUCAAAAUACCCCUAAAUCUGAAUCUCCCAAGCAGGGUGUGGCUCCUCCAAGUGUGGAGAAGCAGCUUCAGGAGCUCAUCAAGGAUCAUGAGCUUCCUGAAAUGAAUGAGUCUUUUCUGGCCAACCUCCAGACUCUGAAGCAGAGAGUCAGUGAGACCGACUGGAAGAGCUUUGAGUCAUGGAUGCGCUAUUGGCUGAUCUUCCAAAUGGCCCAGAAACCUCCUACUGCCACAUCAUAACCAGAUGUGGGCAGCAAAUAAAACAAUGUUGUGACACAUCUGUUCCAUUGUCAAAGAAAUAGUUGGCAAUCCAUUCCCUAAUCAUCUCUCAUUUGAUUUUAAGAUUUAAUAAGUGUUGCUAAAAAGUAUUUCAUAGCAAUUUCAUAGCAAGCUGUAUAUGUCACAACUGUCUCAAUUAUAAUCAGAUUAAACUGUGUGUUGAUUCGUACAUUCAAAUAUAUUGUAUUUCUUUUGUACUUUUUUGUUCUAAUAACAAAAUAGUUUGAAAUCACAGUAUAUUAAAUCACAAAAUAAAAAAUAAUAAUUUCCUUG
Periophthalmus magnuspinnatus is the source of this 964-nucleotide messenger RNA. RefSeq names its product H-2 class II histocompatibility antigen gamma chain-like. The coding region runs from base 83 to 652 and encodes 189 amino acids. Gene Ontology annotation, molecular function: macrophage migration inhibitory factor binding; MHC class II protein binding. The transcript is spliced from 7 exons. Gene Ontology annotation, biological process: immune response; intracellular protein transport; antigen processing and presentation. NCBI's taxonomy places the organism in Eukaryota, Metazoa, Chordata, Actinopteri, Gobiiformes, Gobiidae. The record is from RefSeq and is a predicted model, not a curated record. Gene Ontology annotation, cellular component: membrane.